AUGGGGAACGAAGCGAGCAUGGAGGGCGGCGGGCAGCCCGGUGAGCCGGGAGCCGUCGGGAUGAUGGGGUCGGUGAUGCCCGGAGGACCCGCAGCAGGACCGGGGGCAGGACAACACAUGAAGCCGGUCAACGGAGCCGCUGCCGGGGGAGGGAUGGGAGUCGGAGGCCCCGGGAUGGGGAUGACGAGGGGCCCAAUGGGUAGCCCCAAGCCUGGCAUGCAACAAGGAGGCCAUGGAGGAGGAGGAUUGGGAGGGAUGGGAGGAGGAAUGGGGGGAGGAAUGGGAGGAGGAGGAAUGGCGGGAAUGGGAGGAGGAAUGGGGGGAGGGAUGGGAGGAGGAGGAAUGGGGGAAUGGGGAGGAGGAAUGGAGGAGGAAUGGGGGGAAUGGGAGGAGGAGGAAUGA
Lates calcarifer (barramundi perch) is the source of this 402-nucleotide messenger RNA. RefSeq lists its product as uncharacterized. The coding region runs from base 1 to 402 and encodes 133 amino acids. The record is from RefSeq and is a predicted model, not a curated record. The transcript has 2 exons. Lineage: Eukaryota; Metazoa; Chordata; Actinopteri; Centropomidae.